AUGACGGAUAAGAACACAGACUCCACAGCCAGGCUACUGGCUCUAGACCUCAGUCCCGCAUGUGUCAAUGGCGGGGCUGAAGUUUCCGGGAAGCCGGAAUUGUGUCGGGAAGCCGGCUGCUCGCUGACUCCUCCGCCGUCGCCCCGUGGAGCUGCUCCCUGCAGGAGAAAGAAGGAAGGGACCAAAAGCCUAGGGCGCCAGAUACCACCGUUCCCUUUAGCAGUGGAUACGCCCCAGCACACCCCGCACACCUCACUUGACCCUGGGGGUGCAAGGUGCGGUGCCAAGAGCUGGUGGAGAAGUGCUGGAGCUGGGCUGCGGCGACCGGAAUCAGUGGGAGAGAACGCUCUAACUCCAGCAAAGCAGGCGGCCCGAGGUGGCCGCAGAAAGCGGAGCGAAAGAAAGACUGCCGAGGCGGAGAUCCGACGCCACACCGCGCGCUUCCUUCCCCCGCCAUCAGAGUCCCGGAGUCCUCUGAGCCCGGAGAACCUGCGGGGCGGAGCUAAGACCCCCAGAGGGCUCAGGCAUCUAUCCUACAGGAGGCGGCCGCCGGAGCUCAAACCUCCAGUCCAGAAGGCGCUCCUGCAUCCCCAGCGUCCCGCGCGGCGGCAGUACGAUCCUGCAUUGACUGGAGAAACAACUCGGACGGAGACAGCUGCGGGAACCCCGGCUCCCAGCACGGAGAGCAUCCUCACCGCCCCAAGCGCACGUUUGCAGCCCGGGGUAAUUCCCCAACUCGUGCAGCUCGGGCAGGAGAGAAUGGAGAACCCCACCGGGUCCUCGGAGCGCGCCAACGCGUCCGGCCUGGGCACCAUGCCCCGGCCUCCACUGGCUGUGCAGGCGGUGACUCUGACUCUGGUGCCCCUCGUGUGCGCCGUGAGUGUGGCGGGUAACGCCAUGGUGGUCCUGGUGGUGGUCCGGGGCUGCCACAUGGUCAUACCCACCAACUGUUACCUGGUGAGCCUGGCCGCUGCGGACCUGCUGGUGCUCCUGGCGGCCGGAGUGCCCACUGUGGACGAGGCGGCGUCCGCCCGAGUUUGGGUCUGUGGCCACGCAGGCUGCCUGGGCAUCACCUACCUGCAGUACGUGGGCAUCAACGCCUCCGCGGGCUCCAUCACGGCGUUCACCGUGGAGCGCUACCUCGCCAUCUGCCACCUGCUGCGCGCCCAGGCGCUGUGCACCGUGGCGCGGGCCAAGCGCAUCGCGGCGCUGGUGUGGCUGGGCACUGGAGCCUACUGCGUGCUCUGGCUCUUCCUGGUGGACACUCGCGAGGCCUCGUAUGCCGACAGCGUGCAGAUGGAAUGCGGCUACCGAGUGUCUCGCACUCUCUACCUGCCGGUCUACUUCCAGGACUUCGCGCUCUUCUACGCGCUGCCUUGCCUCGCCACUGUUCUCUACACGCUCAUCGCGCGCGUCCUCUUCGUCCGCCCGCUGCCUCCAGGCCAUUGCCAGCGCCCGGGAUCUGCGCACCAGGGCGGUCCCGCCGGCCAAGCGAGCUUCCCCUCCAAGGGCAGGAAGGGAGCCUCCAACUCUCGGAAGCAGGUCACCAAGAUGCUGGCUGUGGUGGUGGUCCUUUUUGCUCUGCUGUGGCUGCCCUACCACACCCUGGUGGUGGUGAAUUCCUUCCUGAGCACGCCCUACCUCAACCUCGGCUUUCUUCUCUUCUGCCACCUUUGCAUCUACCUGAACAGUGCCGUCAACCCCAUCACCUAUGCCCUCAUGUCCCAGCACUUCUGGGAGGCCUUCCCUGGGCUGUUCUAGUGCCAGCUGGCCCAGCCCAAGCUCCCACCCCAGGAGGCCACCUCUGUUUACUACAGUGUCAUCAAAGAGUGUUCCCAGCACAGGUUGGGCUCUUAGA
Molecule: messenger RNA, 1858 nt
Organism: Galeopterus variegatus (Sunda flying lemur)
Lineage: Eukaryota; Metazoa; Chordata; Mammalia; Dermoptera; Cynocephalidae
Product: thyrotropin-releasing hormone receptor-like
Biological process (GO): phospholipase C-activating G protein-coupled receptor signaling pathway
Cellular component (GO): membrane
Molecular function (GO): thyrotropin-releasing hormone receptor activity
Source: RefSeq, a predicted model, not a curated record